AUGAUUUUUCAAAUUUAUGUUUUAUGGUUUGUGAUCGGCAAAUGCAAUAGCAUUUCAAGCUUGAUCCCGCCAUACACCAAUUACACACACUCAAUUGAACUUCAAACAAAUGUAGCUGAUCUUUGGUGGACAACGGAUGAUGUUAAACAAGAGAUCAUCUUUGAAUUGCAUAUUCAAACUACAGGCUGGAUAGCAUUAGGAAUAAGUCCAGCUGGUGGUAUGAGAGGAGCGGAUAUUGCUAUCGGAUGGGUUGAUUCUUUGGGUAAAGUUACUAUUCAAGAUCGAUAUGCAUCUGGUAAAUCGAAGCCAAUGAUUGACAACACAACUCAAGACUGGUUUGCUUUACAAGGUCGUGAACAAAAUGGAUGGACAGCUAUUCAAUUCAAACGUUUAUUUGAUACAUGUGAUAAUAUGGAUUAUCCAAUUAAGUGGGGAACGAAUAAUUUAAUCUUUGCUUAUGGUCUUACUGAUCCUGAUCCAAGCCGACCUGACGGUGAUAUCACAUAUCAUAAUACUCGUCGAGGUUCUCGUACAAUUCCACUUCACUCAUACAAUGAUCCACCGUCAGAAGACAAAUUUGCCGGUCUAGACAACUUUGAAUGGCGCUUGAAUAACUAUCUUGUUCCUUCGAAUGACACAACUUAUCAUUGUAAAAUAUACAAGACACCAAGUGGUUUUACAAUAAAACGGCAUGCUAUAGCACAUAAAAUUUUAAUUGAUUCAUCUAAUUUGGAUCUUGUACAUCAUUUACUCUUAUAUGAAUGCGAUCCUACUAUUAUCUUUGAUGAUGCUAAUUUGCCAGAUGGUUUUUGUGAUGAUCUUUCAGAUAAAACAGAAUUGUGUUCGUCGAAUAUUGCAACUGGUUGGGCUGUAGGCGGAGAUUUCAUUUUAGAAUUUCCAGAAGAAGCUGGAUAUCCACUUGGUGGUGAUUUUCCUAUUAAAUACUAUAUGAUUGAAAUGCAUUAUAAUAAUCCAAACUUAAAUUCAGGUCGUCGAGAUAGUUCUGGUAUUCGAUUUUAUCUUAGUAAUCAACUUCGUCAACAUGAUCUUGGAUUUUUAACCUUUGGAACAUCAUCAAAUCCUAUGGCUCUUGCUAUUCCUCCUCAAGUUGAUGAAUUUAUCGUUGACUCAUACUGUCUGUCUAAUUCUACUCGAACAUUUCCAGAAUCAGGUAUCACAGUAACAUCUGCAUUUCCACAUACACAUUUGCAAGGUAAAAGUGUAUGGACUAAAUUAAUUCGUAAUGAUACAGCUGUUCAAUAUUUAUUUAAUGCCGAUGCGUUCGAUUUUAAUUAUCAAUUUCAUAAUCGUCUACCAAAACCUAUUAAACUUUAUCCAGGUGAUGCAUUUGCUACUCGAUGUAUGUAUCAGACCAUGAAUAAAAACGACAUUACAUUAGGAGGUCAAAGAACAAAAGACGAAAUGUGUCUUCAUAUGUUUAUGUAUUAUCCUCGAAUGAAUAAUAUGUAUUUAUGUGCAACAAUUAAUCAUCCUUUAGCAUGGCAAAAGAUAAUGAAUGCAUCGGCGCCCCCAAGUUACAGUAUACUAAGACAAUGGUUACGUAAUUUGCAAUGGACAUCUGAAUCAACUGUUCAAUGGCAAGAAUUCUAUAAUAAUGCUACACGUCUAUUGUUUUACGGUCGAUCAGGACAAUUUCAGAAUCAAAUACUUCAAGGCAUUCCAACAUAUAAAGAUUUACAACCUGAUAUAUGCCCAAAUUCGACUGGAUAUCAACAAACAUUUAGUAUUGUCUUAAUAUUUGCUCCUUUUUUAAUGAAAAUAUUUUAUCUGUAA
Rotaria sp. Silwood2 is the source of this 1794-nucleotide messenger RNA. The record is from the annotation of a GenBank genome assembly. NCBI's taxonomy places the organism in Eukaryota, Metazoa, Rotifera, Eurotatoria, Philodinida, Philodinidae.